This is a messenger RNA of Sugiyamaella lignohabitans, 705 nucleotides long. RefSeq lists its product as uncharacterized. The record is from RefSeq and is a predicted model, not a curated record. The transcript has a single exon. Lineage: Eukaryota; Fungi; Ascomycota; Dipodascomycetes; Dipodascales; Trichomonascaceae. Gene Ontology annotation, biological process: chromatin organization. The coding region runs from base 1 to 705 and encodes 234 amino acids. Gene Ontology annotation, cellular component: nucleus.
AUGGAAUCCAAUGGCGGGCUUGUGAGCCUGAAAGAGCUUCGUCGGCGGAAAGAAGAGGCCAAACGGCUAGCGGCUGGCGGGGUAAAUGUUCCAACCGAGGAAAUAAAACCUGCUGAAGAAGCUACAAACAGCCAGGACCGCUCGACAUCGAGUCCAGCUGCUAGUACUGACUCUGGUGAGAGGAAGCGAGAAUUAACAUCUGAUAAUAGUACUAUUACUACAACUAAAUCCAGAUUCAAGAAGAGGAAACAGGUAUUUUCCAAGUUAUCAUUUGCUAAUGACGAAGACGAAGAAGACGACAACGAGCGUGACAAUGGACCCUCGCGGCCUGUAUCCAAGCUGAAGCGUGACCCUACUAUAGACACAUCGAAUCUCAAAACAAAAAAACAGAUCCUGAAAGACCGUGAACUGCUGAACAAGGAAAAAAACUCUGAAGCUCAAAAACAUGCCAUUAUCAGAGAACAGGUAGUCAACUUCCCGUUUGUAUAUUAUGACGGCUCCGAAACAGCCAGCUUUGUCGAGAUCAAAAAAGGCGAUCCUGUAUGGAUGAUUCUCGAAAAGACCCGUAAAGGAUUCAAAAAGUUUCAUCGUGGCACUGUUGACGAUAUCAUGCUCGUCAAACACAACGUCAUCAUUCCACAUGUAAGUCCACCUCCUCUGCUCCUUCACCACACCUCAAUCUACUCACUUAACCUUUUUUACUAA